This is a messenger RNA of Phytophthora infestans T30-4, 1587 nucleotides long. Its product is annotated as lipin-like protein. The coding region runs from base 1 to 1587 and encodes 528 amino acids. The record is from RefSeq and is a predicted model, not a curated record. Lineage: Eukaryota; Oomycota; Peronosporomycetes; Peronosporales; Peronosporaceae. The transcript has a single exon. Gene Ontology annotation, molecular function: phosphatidate phosphatase activity.
AUGAGCCUCUUCGGAGGACCACCGCCCCCAACGCCUCCCCCCAUGCCAGUAAAAUCAGUUUCCACAGGCGAGAUCGACGACCACGAGAGCUACGAUCUCUUCGGCGUCGGUCCCAGCAUCUCUGUGGCCACUGCAGUCACGAAGGAACCCGCGCCCAUGGCCAGUACAGCUCCAGUGGAAGAAGGAGGCGCUGGAGAGGUGCCUGUGCAACCUGCAGAGCCAAUAUCACCCGUCAACAACGACCUCUUCCCUGCAGCGGUGUCAACGGAUAAACCAGACAAAGUUGAGGAGCCGGCGCUCUUAUCAUCGUCGAGAGGACUCAGUCACCUUGACAGCAGUAGCACCGCCACGGACUCGGUGGGUGGAGGAUCGUUCAGAGGAGAAUUGCCACGUGCCAACAGCAACGCGUUGCAGGUAGCUCCGACGCAGCAACCGGCUUCUGAACCGACGUACAAGAUGGCAGGCAACGCUGUCGAUAUUGUGGCCGUCAAGAAUAUGGAUGGAAAGUAUCUUACGACUUCAUGGCACGUGUCGUUCUCAUGGUCGCGCUUUCGAACGAGUUACGCUACAGGUGUGGGCGAUAUGGUCAGGAUCUUGGUCAAUGGGAGAGAAAUGCCGACCAAGAUGGAGUUGCAUGAACGUGGCCGCUGUACGUUUAUUACAGGCGGCUUGAUUAUCCCACCGGACGAUUUGUGUUUCGCUGAUCUGACCGAGGAUCACCCCAACCUUGUGCGGUUUGAGCACUUCCAGAAGUAUACAAACACAGUCCGCUAUGUAGAUGCGAAGCUGCAUCUGUGGGGACCCAACGAAUCGGUCGUCGUGGUCGAUUUGGAUGGCACGCUUACAAUUAGUGACGUGGAAGGCCAUAUCCGCACUCUGCGUCUUGGCCAGUACGACUUCCUGCAUGCAGGAGCUUGCGACUUUUUUACUAAGUUGCACGAACUGGGGAUGCGAAUCGUAUACCUCACUGCACGUCCACUCGACUGGGCUUCGGCGUCACGAACGCACUUGGAGAAUGCAGUUCAACAAUCGAUCUCGCUUCCUCCAGGGGUUCUCAUCACAAAUUCUACAGGUCUCACGGGUGCACUGUUUACUGAGGUUGUCAAUAAGACCCCACACCUUUUCAAGAUCCAAGUACUAAACGAGCUGCAACUCACGCUUAUUCACGCUGGCCGCGUGAUCGAGCAUCCAGUCUUCGUGGCUGGUUUCGGCAAUCGCCCCACCGACAUCGUGGCCUACGAGGAAGUAGGCAUGGACCCAAGCCUCAUCUUCAUGCUGGAUCCGUACUCGAACGUCAAGGCUGUGUCGGACCCGCGUCUCUACGAGUCGUAUAGUGACCCGAACGCGUUGCUGUGGCUUCUGCCUCGACUCAAGCAUCGCAUACCCAUAGAAAAAGUCGGCCGUAUCGAUGACUACACUGUGCGUGAACUCGUUCUGGCUGAAGAUCGUGAACAGCUGCGUAUGGCUGAGUUGGAGGCUCGUCGACUGCAACAGGAAGAGUUCGAGCGUGCGCGUCAAGAAGCCGACCAAGCCCGAUACACCUCCAGUAAUGCUCUACGCGCUAGCAGCAGAAGUCUCUCCAGGUAA